This is a messenger RNA of Darwinula stevensoni, 1017 nucleotides long. The record is from the annotation of a GenBank genome assembly. NCBI's taxonomy places the organism in Eukaryota, Metazoa, Arthropoda, Ostracoda, Podocopida, Darwinulidae.
AUGGCCCCCAAGGAGGAAGAUAAACCAUUUUCAACAAGUUCAAUGAAGUCUUCAAAGCCCGCGAUGCCCUCCCUGCUUUCGCCGACGGCCGACAGAAGCUUGUCGGCGGGCCGAUCUCUCGACGCGGGGUCAGCUGCCAUGUUCAGAGGACAAACUUGGAGGAGGAGGAGAGGAGGAGAGGAGGAGGAAGAGGAGGAGAGGAGGAGGAAGAGGAGGAGAUUGAUGACAGGCUUUGCCAAACUGAUGCCGUCCGGCAAACAAGAGAGGUCGCAUGACCGUGUAAUCGAGCGAGAUCGCAAUUGCAGCGAAUACGGGUUUCAAAGGGGGAUCUGGGAGACAUCAGAUGAAGGAUCAAAUGAAGAAUCUGAUGAAGAAUCCAGUCAAUUGGAGUUGCAGCUCAAUCCGGAUUACACCAUCAGCUUCCAGCAUUACCACACUGGCCUGUACGUAUGUAUGGACCGAGACGGGCUUCUUUACGGCGGCUUGCGAGAUAAGGAGAAAUGUCAUUUCAGGGAAGAGAAAACGGCCCAUUUCUCCUCGUACUACUCGGAGGAAUUCCGGAAGAAGGGGCGGAAGCGACUGGUGGCGAUCCGCAAGGACGGGGAAUCCCGGCCGGCGAGCAAGAUCAGAUCUUACUCCAUGUUCACCCCCGUGGAUUCCAUGGAGACGGGGCAGGAGAAAAUGCCGCGGCGCGAGGUGGCGCGAGUGUGGCGCGCGAGGAUGCGACAGCGGCGCCGGGAGCGACAGCGGGAGCGACGCCGGCGUCGCAAGCAGCGCCUCGGACCGACUCGGCAGACGCUCGCGGUCGUCGAGGCGACCACGACCCCCGCGGUCGUCGAUGCGACCACGACCUCCGCCACCCCCGUGACCCACGUGACCCACACGACCCACGUGCGACACCCGCAAAAGAAACUGACCUCGCGGAAGGAAAAGUGGAAGAGGCGACGGAGGGAGAAACUCCUGCGACUCCGUCAGUGGAGGACGCACCGAAGAAACCGCCAUCGCGGAAACACGUGA